CUCCUUAAUGAUUUGAUUGCCAUAGUAACGUCUAAACAUAUCAAAGUUAUCAGAGAAUGUUUUUUAUUAAAUGUUUGCAUAAACUUGAGAAUAAUUUUUCUUAAAUAUCAGUUCUAUAAACAUUAACUAAACUAAAUUUCAACAUAUCAUGACUCAUGACUUGUCAAAUUCCUAUCAAGAUAUAAGUGAAGUUAAUGAAGAUAAUAUUGAAAACGAAAUGAAACGUAUUGAAAAACUUGAUGAAUCAAUAAACGAUUUAGAUUUAGAAUUAAAGGAGGUAUCAAAUGAAUUAUCAAAUUUACAAUUAAAAAAUCGUCAGAUUUUAAAAGAAUCACUAAUGUCGAAUUUUGAAAUUGCUGGGCUAGCUAAGAAUACACUAAAAUAUUUGAAUUUAUAUUCAAUAAAAGUGUCAUCGGAUGAUGUUUCUAAUCAUACAAAUCCUCAACUCGAAACAAAUCAAUCCAAUGAUUCAUCAAUUGAAUCCUGUCAAGAUUUAUCGCAUGAAAUUAAAAAUAGUGCUGUCUUUAAUCACAAAAUAUUUUCUAUAACGGACGAAGAAAAAUUACAACUAGAAUCAUUGUUACGCAAUGAUUCGCCAGUUAACAAACCUAUUGAAGUGAUAUUAGAAAAUAGUUAUAAUCAACCUAAUCCUUAUAAGUUUGAUGAAAUUUUAGUAAAUUCAUUAAAAGAAUUAGAUGAACAACUAGAGUCUAUAGUGAAUUGGAAAAAAAACUUCACAUAAGUUAUUAUUGACUAAGAAAUCUUCCACACAAGAAGUAUUACGUGAAAAUAAAUAAUUUCAUUGUCAAUCCAAUGAAUUCUUACAACUAUUGAACCAGAAAAAAAA
Molecule: messenger RNA, 847 nt
Organism: Microplitis mediator
Lineage: Eukaryota; Metazoa; Arthropoda; Insecta; Hymenoptera; Braconidae
Exons: 4
Coding region: 149-742 (197 amino acids)
Source: RefSeq, a predicted model, not a curated record